Messenger RNA from Lathyrus oleraceus (garden pea), 1204 nucleotides. RefSeq names its product protein LEAD-SENSITIVE 1. The record is from RefSeq and is a predicted model, not a curated record. The coding region runs from base 255 to 1043 and encodes 262 amino acids. The transcript is spliced from 4 exons. Lineage: Eukaryota; Viridiplantae; Streptophyta; Magnoliopsida; Fabales; Fabaceae.
AGUAAGCAUCCCCCGAAGGACACAAUCGUCAUUUCACAUAAAACAUUUCAACAGUUUACGUUACAAUGUAAGUUUACUUCAAUGAAUCUACAUCCAGCAAAGGAUACAACUGUAGAAGAGAGGAAUAUUGGCGAAGGAAAGGAAUCAAGUUGCUCUGUAGAAGAGAGGAAAAAUGGGGCUACUUUCCAACAGGGUAACUAGGGAGAGCCUGAAAGCAGGCGAUCAUAUUUAUUCUUGGAGAACUGCUUAUAUAUAUGCUCAUCACGCUAUCAAUGUAUCCCUCCCCUAAAAGUAGGCCUUUGACAGGCUACAUGCCAGACUUAAGCUUCGAAAUUUUAGUAGGCAUUUAUGUUGGUGAUGACAAAGUCGUCCACUUCACCAGACGUGGACAAGAAGUAGGAACCGGUACCGUUCUCGAUGUUCUCCUCACCAGUUCCGGCCCGGCCAGAUCCCGAGAAAUUUGCCCAAGUUGCACAACAGCCCAAGACGAGCAUGGUGUCGUCGUCUCAUGCAUGAAUUGCUUUCUAUCCGGCGGUGUCUUAUAUCGUUUUGAGUAUGCCGUCUCCCCAGCUCUCUUCCUCGCAAAAGCACGCGGUGGAACAUGCACUCUUGCAGUCUCUGAUGACGACGAUACCGUAGUUCAUCGAGCUAAGUAUUUGCUCGAAAACGGCUUCCGUUGCUAUAACAUAUUCAAGAGCAACUGUGAAGACUUCGCCAUUUAUUGCAAAACCGGACUCGUGGUUAUCAACGAAGGAACAAUCGGGCAGAGUGGUCAAGCAGUUUCCAUCAUAGGUGGACCUCUUGCUGCUGUUCUAUCUACGCCACUUCGUCUAGUGACUACAAAUGUUUAUGGAAUGGCGGCAACUGCGGUCGGAGUUUACUGUGCUAGUAGGUAUGCUGCUGACAUCGGAAUGAGGAGAGAUGUUGUGAAAAUACAAGUGGAAGAUUUGACAAGUAGGUUGAAUAUUGGUUUACUGCAAGUUGUUGAGCCUCAAAUUUCAAUGAAUCUUGCACCUCAAUCUACUCGGAUUAUUAGUCAAUAAUCAAAUAUGCUUUGUAUAAUUGUAUGUUUUGCUUUGAAUUUCAAGUAUAUGGCAGUGAUAUUUUAAGCAUCUGGGUGUUUAAGCAAUUUGAAAUAUUUUUAGUAGUUUGAAUUUGUAUAACUUACAAGAUAUUUGAGUUAAUUUACAAGUCAUUGUUUUCA